UAGGUUGGCUCUGGGAGCUUGCAUUCAUAAACGGAUAUGAUAAGCGUCGAAUGUACAGUGUACCAGCAAGAGAAACACACACAGUCAAGUCAGACCAUGGCGGAAGAAGACGACAUGACUAUUCGGAUUUUACAAAGCCUGCGUGGAAAGAUAUGUGAAGCUAAGAACCUGGGUCCCACCUCAGGUCCAAACCGCCAGCGAGACCUCUGCACCUUCUGCACCAUCAAUCUGGACCAGGAGGAGGUGUUCCGCACUAAGGUGUUUGAGAAGAGCCUGAGCCCCUUCUACGGAGAGGACUUCUACUUUGAGAUUCCACGACCAUUUCAGUGUUUGUCCUUUUACGUCUAUGCCAAGAGUGUUUUCCAAAGGGAUCUACCUGUUGGGAAGAUAUCCAUCCGUAAGGAGGACCUAUGUAAACACAGUGGAAAAGAGCACUGGUUUGGCUUGCAACCUGUGGACCCCAACUCUGAAGUCCAGGGUAAGGUCCACCUGGAGAUGCGUCUGAAUGAGCUGAUCACAGAAAACGGCUCUGUGUGUCAGCAACUGCUGGUGCGGAUAAUUGAAUGCCAAGGUUUGCCUUUGAUAAGUGGUCAGAACUGUGACGCUUACGCCACUGUUUCGCUUGUGGGACCUGCAAGGGUAGACCAGAAGAAGACCAAGGUGAAGAAGAAGACCAGUGACCCUCAGUUUGAGGAGACCUUCCACUUCGAGGUCACCAGGUCCAGCAGCUACACCAAAAAAUCUCACUUUCAAGUGGAGGAGGAGGACAUUGAAAAGCUCGAGAUCAAAGUUGAUUUAUGGAACAAUGGGAAUUUGGCUCAGGACAUUUUCCUGGGGGAGACGCGAGUAUCUGUCAAGAUCCUGAGAAAUGACCAUAUUCACAGGGCCUGGUACCUCCUGCAGCCCAAGGGGAAUGGAAGCAAGUCUAAGAAUGAUGACCUGGGCUCCCUGCGUUUGAAUGUGACCUACACCGAGGACAAUGUGCUGCCCUCCGCCUGUUACACACCCCUCCGCACCCUGCUGCUCAAGUCCCCUGACGUCAAGCCCAUCUCUGCGUCCCCGGCUCACAUCCUGGGGGACAUCUGCAGGGAGAGGUACGAGGCCGUCCUGCCCGUGGUGCGGCUGCUACUCCAUCACAGCCGCCUGGUGCCCUUCGUCUCUGCCAUCGCUGCCCUGGAGCUGGACAACACCCAGGAGGCCAACACCAUAUUCAGAGGGAAUUCACUGGCAACGCGCUGCAUCGACGACAUGAUGAAGAUAGUGGGAAGGAGCUACCUGACGGUGACCUUGAAGCCCGUGCUGGACGAGAUUUGUGAAUCCAACAAAACAUGUGAAAUUGACCCGAUAAAACUGAAGGAAGGGGACAACGUGGAGGUGAACAAGGAGAACCUCCAGGGCUACGUUCAGAAGGUGUUCUCCUCCAUCACCCAGUCCAGCUCCAGCUGCCCCCCCCUCAUGUGUGACGUGUUCAGGUCCCUGCGCCAGAUGGCCUCCAAGCGUUUCCCAGCCGACCCCCACGUGCAGUACUCUGCCGUCAGCAGCUUUGUGUUCCUGCGGUUCUUCGCCGUGGCCGUGCUCUCGCCACACACCUUCCAGCUGCGGCCCCACCACCCUGACCCUGAGGUGUCCCGUACGCUCACCCUCAUCUCCAAAACCAUCCAGACCCUGGGCAGCUGGGGCAGCCUGUCCAAGAACAAGCUGUCCAGUUUUAAGGAGUCCUACAUGUAUGAUUUUUUCAAGUCAUUCCAAGAAGAUAAAUGUAUUGGAAAAGUGAAGAAGUUCCUAGAUGAGAUCUCGUCCAACGUGAGUAAGGAGUCUAGUGGAGUGGAGGAUUCCGUUGUUCUGAAGGAAGGGGAGGUGCAGAAGAGGGCCCAGGGAAGAAGACGCAUUGGUAAGAAGAACUUCAAGAAGAGAUGGCUGAGAGUGACCAGCAGAGAGCUCUCCUACCACAAGCACAGAGGUAAAGAGGCAUUGUGUGUCAUCCCUGUAAAGAAUAUUCUGGCUGUGGAGAAACUGGACGAGAGUGCUUUCAACCGCAAAAACAUGUUCCAGGUGAUCCACAGUGAGAAGCCCCUGUAUGUGCAGGCAGGUAACUGUGUGGAGGCCAGCGAGUGGAUUGAGGUGCUAAGCCAGGUGUGCCGCUGUAACCCGGGGCGACAGGUCACGUACCACCCCUCCACCUACUCGGGGGGCGCGUGGCUGUGUUGCCAGAGGAGCGACAGCCAGCCGGGCUGCAAACCCUGCACCCCGACCACGCUGGCCAAUCUCCAGCUGGACAUCGACUGUGACAGGGAGACGGAGCGCAUCUACUUUCUCCUCUCCUCCAACUACUCCAAGCUCCAGAAGAUGGAGGAUGCCUGUGCCAGCAUAGCGGUGUACCAGGGUCCUCAGAGGGAGCAGGAUGACUACUCCCUCUUCACCAUCCAGGACCCCAAGGAGACGUUCCACAGCCUCAAGCAGAUCCGCCUGGUCCUGAAGGAUCUGCAGGAGCAUCACCACACCCGCAACGCCCUCACCGCCCAGUACGGCAGCCAGGAUAACCCGAUAGUGGGGAAGACAUCCUAACCAGCAUGGAGGCGUCUGACCUUAGAUGGCCACACCAGUGAUGGCACAAUGCCACCUGCUACAGUUCAACACUGGAGCCUCCAAACGUCAACAAGUGAGAAGGCGGCCUGCCACCACAGAGAGACAACAAGGAAGCUCUGAGGCGAUGCAGCGCCAUCCACAGGCCAAUUAGAGCAGAGCGUGUCGUCACCUGACCCUCACUGGGGGCUGAUGAUUGAUCCCCGAAGAGCCCCUCCCCCAAACACGUCUGAUCUCGACCUGAAGAGAAUGCUCUCCACCUCCUGUCCUCUGUUUUGUUCCUACACUUAUGUGAAAAAGCAUAGUUAAUUGGUGUGUGAAUAGGCUGCUAAAUCCAAUUUUUUGUAUUCACUCAAAAUGUUGUACCGUUCGUAAUCAUAAUCCUUUACAGUCCCUCACAGUCCUUAGUUUGGUUCUUACAGUCCCUCAUAGUCCUUAGUUUGGUUCUUACAGUCCCUCAUAGUCCUUAGUUUGGUUCUUACAGUCCCUCAUAGUCCUUAGUUUGGUUCUUACAGUCCCUCAUAGUCCUUAGUUUGGUUCUUACAGUCCCUCAUAGUCCUUAGUUUGGUUCUUACAGUCCCUCAUAGUCCUUAGUUUGGUUCCGUGCCCAUUUUUGGGCCAACAGCAGGUAUAGUUUCUCCAGCUCCCUCUGCUCCUCCAAACAAGUACUCCCCUCCUGUUUUUCAGCUCUUUUGUGCUUUGAACAAAUAUGGAUUUCAGAGUACAGUCAAGGGGAUAAAACCAAUCUGCCUUAUUUUAUUUUUUUCCCAACUGUUGUGGCUACUAAUCUCUUUAACACCCUAAAGUAAGGGAACAAUGCUGAAGCACUUUAAAUAUUUGGAAUAAUCCAGAUGUAAUCAUUUAGAUACGUGGUAUCAGAGAACCCCAUAUCGAUCAGUUAAAUGAUCUUGUGUACGUUUUUAUCUCAUUCUUGUACGAUAACCUUUCUUAUGACUAUUUUUCUGAAGCCAAAGACUAUUUUGCAGGGUUGACUUGAAAAGGGUAUUAUUGUAUUUUGAAUACAGAUGUUUUAAAAUGGAAAGAAAUAUAUAUUUCGUUCAUGUGUACAUUUUGGUAACCUAUAUUUUUUUCUUUUUUUAUGACAGACAAUUUGAUCACGUAACCUCUAAUAUUUUCUGAAAAAGUAGAGGAGCGAAUGAUGAAAACAUUUUAUGGUCAUAACAUUAGUCAAGUGAAUGACUGGUAGUAUGAUAUUGUGGGUAUCAUAGUUUACCUCAUCACCUCUGUUCUAUUUGAAAUACUGUUGCGGCAUAUUGUUGUCACAAUCGCCACAAAUCAACGUCUGUUGACACGUUGACCAUUUGAAGAUGAUCCCAGCCUAGCACGCAUUUGAAUCUGUCUUGAGAAGACCUUCCCUGGCUGAGACCAACCCCUGGUCACAGGAGAACCUCCCAGUUGACAGAAAGUUCCAGAAUUUGUGAUUAUACAAUCCAUAAUCAAAGACUUUAAUUCAAUCAUACGUUGGUUUGUGUUUUAGGAGGAUCAGGCCUGCACAAUUGUUUGUUGUCAAUCAUUUGUCUCAGUCUACCAGUUUGAAAGUCAAUAUGUAGAACAAAUACCUACCAACUUGAACUUUGGUUGAGAUAUGUUGCCGUCAGAACAGAGUUAUUAGUGUUGCAUAUUUUAGCUUUUGGGAAUAUUUGCUGUCAGAAAACCUGUCUUUGGUCCAUCAUAUUUCUAACAUGCAUGUCCCGUAUAUUUAACAGCAUUUUUUUUUUUUUACGUGUGCUUUCUAUGUCUAUUUUUCAAACACUGUGAUCUGACCUUGAUCUUUCAUAACUGUUUAUUUAAUGUCUCAAUGUUUUUCUUCAGUGGUACUAGGAAGCUGGCUAGUUGUCUGUCUCAGAUGGUAGAGAAAAGCAGAGUUUGGAUUCUGCGGUGUUACUGAGAUGAACCUGCUCAAAGCAACCCACCAUGCCCUGUCCCACUGUGCUCCUGUGUCCACGUCCUAGUCCAAGACUCACAACCUCCCUGUUCUCGUCCUGGUGGUGUUACCUGUUGCGUGUUUAAUGAAGGUUAAGAUAUCAUGCUCUUUCGUUUUGAUUUCUAACAAUCAUACCUUUUUGAUCAGGACAAGGGAACAUAUUUAUCCAGUCCACAUCCUCUCCCUAUUGGGAAUGUUAUCAUUGCAACAGCAGAUAACCAGACAUGCACCGGCCUUAGUCACCCAAGGAGUUAUGAUUUUUCAACUGUACGUACAUCUGUACUUAAUUCUCAUGCCUGACUUGGAAUUAAGGAAGGUACAUUUACGGUACUGGCUACAAGGAACUGGACAAGGAUCUUUGUAAGAUGACAAUGUACUUAUCCACAAAAUGGCUAACCGCGAUUGAAUAGAAGAUGCUGAAAUGAUAUCAAAAUGUUGCAUAAAAUCUGGUGAUUUAAAAACUGUCUUUGGUUAUAUGUACAUGACAAGAUACCACCACUUGAUGAAUGCACCAUUAUGUUUGUGUGUCUAAAUCAGGACUGUAGGACAUGGAUUCGUUUUCUUCUGUUAUUUAAAUGUUUUAUAGAUAUUUUCUCAAGAUUUCAGGGUUUUUUAUUUGUCCAUUGAAAAUAAUUUACAAUAAAACCUUUGCCAAUGUU
Molecule: messenger RNA, 5187 nt
Organism: Osmerus eperlanus (European smelt)
Lineage: Eukaryota; Metazoa; Chordata; Actinopteri; Osmeriformes; Osmeridae
Gene: rasa2
Product: RAS p21 protein activator 2
Exons: 24
Coding region: 37-2565 (842 amino acids)
Biological process (GO): regulation of GTPase activity; intracellular signal transduction
Source: RefSeq, a predicted model, not a curated record